CAACGUUUGAUGUGUGUUUUGAAAUCUGCUUGACGUUUGUGAACGGUCAGUUUAAAAACUUUAAUUUUCGUAUAUUUAUGCGGUGAAAACAACGAAAAAACAACGAAAACCUUUUAGUUUUAACGUAGAAUGACUGAUACUAAUAAACGAGGAGAAGAAAUACUUCAAGGCUUCCAAGUUAAUUGGAUCUGUCUGAGGGACGCAGACGGCGGUAAAGUGUUCUGGCAAGGGUCGGAGGACCUGAGCCAUCCGGAGGUCGAACAUGAGGCCCACGUACCAAAAUCGAUCCUCAAAUGUCGUGCUGUAUCUCGAGAAUUUAAUUUUAGCACCCGCGAACAAAUCGAACGGUUCCGUUUGGAGCAGAAGGUACUGUUUAAGGGACGCUGCCUCGAGGAGUGGUACUUCGAAUUUGGUUUUGUUAUGCCAGAAUCGACAAACACAUGGCAAUCGAUACUGGAGGCUGCACCUGAAUCACAAAUGAUGCCCGCCUCGAUUUUAAAUGGCAACAUUGUUAUUGAAACCAAGUUUUAUGAUGAUGAUAUACUGAUAACCACGUCCAAAGUACGAUUGUUUUAUGUGUGAUUUGCACCAUGUUUUUGGGGACCAAACUUUGUUUUUAGUUAUUUUUUUACAUAUUAUUUAUUUGUAGUACAAAUACUAAUGUCAAUUCUUUUGAUUUAUUGUUCAAAAGUUGUCAAUAAACAUGUGAUCACUUA
Messenger RNA from Aethina tumida (small hive beetle), 716 nucleotides. RefSeq names its product retinal rod rhodopsin-sensitive cGMP 3',5'-cyclic phosphodiesterase subunit delta. Gene Ontology annotation, biological process: sensory perception of light stimulus. Bases 130 to 582 code for a protein of 150 amino acids. The transcript is spliced from 3 exons. NCBI's taxonomy places the organism in Eukaryota, Metazoa, Arthropoda, Insecta, Coleoptera, Nitidulidae. Gene Ontology annotation, cellular component: cytoplasm. The record is from RefSeq and is a predicted model, not a curated record.